Messenger RNA from Leptopilina heterotoma, 785 nucleotides. It is a transcript of the gene RpS8, whose product is annotated as 40S ribosomal protein S8. Gene Ontology annotation, biological process: translation; maturation of SSU-rRNA from tricistronic rRNA transcript (SSU-rRNA, 5.8S rRNA, LSU-rRNA). The transcript is spliced from 5 exons. Gene Ontology annotation, molecular function: structural constituent of ribosome. The coding region runs from base 117 to 743 and encodes 208 amino acids. The record is from RefSeq and is a predicted model, not a curated record. Gene Ontology annotation, cellular component: ribosome; cytosolic small ribosomal subunit. Lineage: Eukaryota; Metazoa; Arthropoda; Insecta; Hymenoptera; Figitidae.
CGCGCCAUCUACGAGCCAAGUGCAGCUAACUUCAGAGCAGAGAGCCGGACUUUUCGACUUUCGCAUCUAGAUAACAUUUCUAGUUCGUGUUCUUUUUUCUUUUCACGUCAAGCACAAUGGGUAUUUCCCGUGAUCACUGGCAUAAAAGGCGUGCAACCGGUGGCAAAAGGAAGCCACUCAGAAAGAAGAGGAAGUUCGAGUUGGGACGUCCUGCAGCCAAUACAAAACUUGGUCCUCAACGUAUUCACACCGUUCGUACACGCGGUGGCAACAAGAAAUACAGAGCACUUCGUCUCGACACAGGAAACUUUGCCUGGGGUUCGGAGGGUCGUGCACGUAAAACACGUAUCAUUGAUGUUGUAUACAAUGCAUCUAAUAACGAAUUGGUGAGAACCAAAACUCUCGUUAAAAAUGCAAUUGUCACCAUUGACGCCACACCAUUCAGACAAUGGUACGAGGCUCAUUAUGCCCUUCCUCUUGGACGCAAACGGGGCGCAAAAUUGACCGAAGCUGAAGAGGAAAUUUUGAAUAAGAAGAGGUCGAAGAAAUGCGAAGCUAAAUACAAGUCGAGGCAAAAGUUCGCAAAAGUUGAACAGGCACUUGAGGAUCAAUUCGCCACCGGAAGAGUUCUCGCUUGCGUUGCCAGUCGACCCGGACAAUGCGGAAGAGCUGACGGUUAUAUUUUGGAAGGCAAAGAACUCGAAUUCUACAUGAGAAAGAUUAAGAGCAAAAAAGCGAAGUAGAUUUGUAUACUUCAAAGGUGAAUAAAUUUAAAUUUAAAGAAA